AUGCCUCACCCCAAAAAUGCCGACUCCAGCUCGGGAACCGCACCAACUUCUAAGACCAGCAUUCCUCAAACUCCUAUCGGUAGACUUACGGCUCAGGAUUCUAACUCGUUCCACUCCAAUCUUUUGAAGCGAAAAAAUGUCUACAAUAUGGAGUCAAAGGCAGCAAAGGGUUUGAAAGGUGCAAAGUCGCACCAAGGAUUAGCGUUUCACCGUGAAGCCCUUAUAAUGCAAAGCAAUAUGAUGGAUGCUUUGGAAACGUAUCAUCUAAACGAAAGGCAGCUGCGCGACAUUAACGAUGGAUAUGCACAGAUCGGCAUCCAUCGCUUUCUGAAUGAACCCAACAACUCUGUUUUGUCGAGGACCAAUCCUCGUUUCUACAACACUGGCUUCGUUGAAUCACCGAGUCGUGACGCUACGAAUCCAACUUCCCCUCACAGCACUCUAUCAUCAUGGGUAGACGUUCCAAAAACCCCAACUCAUGACCAGGAUGAAGAGGUCGAGCUCCACUGUACUCAUAGUGACUUCUACAUCGUGGACGGGAAAGGCCUAUAA
Messenger RNA from Morchella importuna, 552 nucleotides. RefSeq lists its product as uncharacterized. Bases 1 to 552 code for a protein of 183 amino acids. NCBI's taxonomy places the organism in Eukaryota, Fungi, Ascomycota, Pezizomycetes, Pezizales, Morchellaceae. The record is from RefSeq and is a predicted model, not a curated record. The transcript has 2 exons.